Aspergillus heteromorphus CBS 117.55 is the source of this 2008-nucleotide messenger RNA. Its product is annotated as TPT-domain-containing protein. Lineage: Eukaryota; Fungi; Ascomycota; Eurotiomycetes; Eurotiales; Aspergillaceae. Gene Ontology annotation, biological process: mannosyl-inositol phosphorylceramide biosynthetic process. The transcript is spliced from 7 exons. The record is from RefSeq and is a predicted model, not a curated record. Gene Ontology annotation, molecular function: mannosyltransferase activity. Bases 23 to 1780 code for a protein of 585 amino acids.
CGUCGCCCACACCCCCGUCCUCAUGAUUCCCCAAUCUCCCCGAGCGUCAGGCCUACAAUGGCUCACAGCGCAAUUCAGCCGACGCCGCUUCCAGCUCUCCCUCGCCGUCGCAACCACCAUCUCCCUCUUCUACUUCCUGCGUCUCAACUUCCUUCCCACCGACUAUGACACGCCCUUUCACAACACCCCGUACGCGCGGUCACUAUCAGCCAGGGACCUCCUCGCCCGCCCCCUCUCCGACGACAUAACCACCAUCCCCAAGAUCAUCCACCAAACGUGGUUUCCCGCCGGCAGCAACAUGAGCGAGAACGCCCAAGCCUGGGUGCAGACCAUGCGCGAGCAGAACCCAGACUGGGAAUACGUCCUUUGGGACGACGAGACAAACCGCAUGCUCGUCGAGCAGUAUUUCCCCUGGUUUCUGACGGAUUACCUUCGUCUCCCGAAGGAGAUCCAUCGCGCGGACGUGGUGCGGAAUCUGUAUAUGUAUCGGUUCGGGGGAAUGUACGCCGACGUUGACACCGAAGCCCUUCGUCCCGUCGAAGGCCUCUUCACCGGCCACGCAACCUCCCUCGACAAACACACGCGCACCCUCUCCGGCUACAGCAAAAACAAAGAUACCACCCAGCGUGGCUUCGUCGGGCACAUGGCACACAAGCCCGGUCUCGACGGCCCCGCCGCCGUCCCCAACGGCUGGAUGGCCUCGCCCCCCGGCCAUCCCUUCUGGCUCCUCCCUGUGAUCCACGUGAUCGAGAACCCUAACGGGAACGGCGACGGGUCGGUGGAGUCGCUUACCGGCCCUGGGGCGCUGGCGGAUAUGUUGCGCAAGUACUACACGGAAUCAUGGGUCUUCUGGUCCAAUCUGACCAUCCUGUUUAAUAAAUGGGUUAUAGAGUCGACGGAAUUCCGAUACCCAAUCAUCCUCACAACAUGGCACCUCAUCUUCGCCACGCUGGCGACCCAACUCCUCGCCCGCACAACCACCAUGCUCGACGGCCGCAAGAAGAUCAAAAUGGACGGCCGCACCUACCUCCGCAUGAUCAUCCCCAUCGGCAUCCUCUACAGUGGGAGUCUCGUCUGCAGUAACAUUGUUUAUCUCUAUCUUAACGUCUCGUUUAUUCAGAUGCUGAAGGCCGGCGGCCCCAUAAUCACCCUCCUAACAACCUGGCUCUGGCGCCUCUCCCACCCCUCCCUGGAAUCCUUCAUCAACAUCCUGAUCAUCGCCCUGGCCGUCUCCCUCGCCGUCGCCGGCGAAGUCCAAUUCUCCUGGCUGGGCGUGCUCUUCCAGCUCUCCGCGCUCUUCUUCGACGCGAACCGUCUCGUCAUGAUCCAGAUUCUGGUCUCCGACGAGGGCCAGAAGAUGGACCCGCUGGUCACGCUGUAUUACUCGGCGCCGGUUUGCGCGUUCACGAAUUUUCUGAUCGCGUGUGCGACUGAGAUGCGCGAGUUUCGGUGGGCGGUUGUGCCGGAGACGGGGUGGGGUGUUCUGAUGGCGAAUGCCGCUGUGGGGUUUAUGUUGAAUGUCUCGAUUUUUGUCUUGAUUGGAAAAACCUCCGGCCUAACAAUGACGCUCGUCAGCGUGCCGAAGAAUAUCCUCCUGAUCGUCUGCUCCGUGCUCAUCUGGGGCACUGUCAUCAGUGGGCUGCAGAUCUUCGGGUAUACGAUUGCUUUGCUCGGGCUGUUGUAUUAUUCCGUCGGAUGGCAGACGAUCAAGUCUCGGUAUGAUGCUGGGUAUACGAGGCUGGUGGGACAUGAUAAGUUGCAGGAUGGGGAGAAUGUUUGAUUUUGGCUGGACGAAUUCAGUAGGCGUUGGGUUGGGGGUGGGUUGGUGUUGUGUUGGAUUUGCGUUGGGAUAUUGGUAUGAAGUGCAUUUUGGAGUUUGGGAUUGGGAUUCGGAUUGGGAUUAGGUUGGGGUUGGGUGUAUGUAAUUUCUAAAAGGGUCUUGGUUUCAUUUACAGGGUGAUGUGAUAAUAUCAUGAUAUGAAAUAUAACGAAGAUCAGUCUUUUGCAG